Nicotiana tabacum (common tobacco) is the source of this 2753-nucleotide messenger RNA. The record is from RefSeq and is a predicted model, not a curated record. NCBI's taxonomy places the organism in Eukaryota, Viridiplantae, Streptophyta, Magnoliopsida, Solanales, Solanaceae.
GAGAAAGAAGUCAAAGGAAAAAAUGCCAAACCAGAAAAUGCAGGCAGUGAAACUUUAAGGUUGAAGCUUUGGGAGAUCUUAGGAAAUGUUUCUUCCCAAAACAAGCAGUGUCCAAAUUCUCCAGUUCUCGAGCAGGAUGCAAACGCCUCUCACCCAAAGCACAAAGACACAGGAUAUCAUGUUGAUGAGCCUAGGCAAAAUUCAGAUACUAUAGAAAGUGAUACUCAAAGUCAUGAGUACGCUAUUAGGAGACCGGUUACUCGUUCUUUAGCUCGAAAAAGAGCUCCUGCUAAGUUGAAAUCAUACAGUAGAAAAAGGCCACCGGCAUGUAAGGAGGAUGGCUUAGAGAAAAAUCCCUUCCUUUCAAAAGAUCGGUGGUCUAGAACAUUAUGUGAUGCUGGCACUGAUAGCUCGUUGAUGGAAAAUGGAAGGAGAGGCAAGAGGAAGAGUCACCAGAUGGAUGCAUCCAAGAUUUGCAAGCAGAACAACGUAAUGAAAGGUGAAGACGCAAGCAAUAGUCAUAAAAGAGUACUACUUGCUGAGAAAUUUGUAUUUCCUGGUGUUGCAGCUGGUAAUGGUACUACUUUGUUUGAGGAGAAAAAAGACGAGAUGGACCAGCCAAAUGCUGAUAACCUAGAAUCCCCUGUUGUAGAGAUGACUGAGCAGCUUAGAAAUCUGCAAGAACAUGUAGAUCAGCAUGGAGACUCAGCAGAUAAAUCCAAGAGGAAAGCAUUGGAUUCGGACUCUGACGAACAAAUCCCAACUUUGGCAAUGAAAACACCUAGCAGAAAAUCGUUUCCUGGAUUUGCACCAAGAAGCGAUCAGGGGCAACCGCAUGGUAAUGUUCAUGAACAUAUAACAUCUAAAACUGAGGGAAUCUCUAAUGUCAAGAGCUCUGAUUCUGGCGGAAGAUCUUUUCCUGGAUUUGCGCCAAGAAGCAAUCUGGGGCAACCACAUGGUGAUGUUCAUGAACAUAUAACAUCUAAAACUGAGGGAAUUUCUAAUGUCAAGAGCUCUGAUUCUGGCAGAAAAUCUUUUCCUGGAUUUGCACUAAGAAGCAAUCUGGGGCAACCACCUGGUGAUGUUCAUGAACAUAUAACAUCUAAAACUGAGGGAAUUUCUAAUGUCAAGAGAUUUGGUCCUGGCAGAAAAUCUUUUCCUGAAUUUGCACCAAGAAGUAAUCUGGGGCAACCACAUGGUGAUGUUCAUGAACAUAUAACAUCUAAAACUGAGGGAAUUUCUAAUGUCAAGAGAUUUGGUCCUGGCAGAAAAUCUUUUCCUGAAUUUGCACCAAGAAGUAAUCUGGGGCAACCACAUGGUGAUGUUCAUGAACAUAUUACAUCUAAAACUGAGGGCAUUUGUAAGGUCAAGAGCUUUGAUGGACUUAAACGAGAAUACAAGUCCAAUGCAUUGGAUGAGUCAUCUGAUGAUGCAGGGAAAUUGGGAAGUUCUCCUUUUUCUGAAUCAAGGCCUAUCAAGGAAGAAGAUACACAGCUUAGGUUUUCUAGACCGUCAUCCAUGGAAAGUGAUGCUGAGGGCUCUGAAGACAGUUCAAACAUUCAAGGUGGUAUACAGACACAACUGUCUCCUGAAAUCGGUAAUACCAAGGAACAAGAGGCUCCUCGACCAAACAAAAGACUCUUCAACAAAGAUGAUGCUAAUCUUUCUGGAGUUAAUCUUGCUGCAGCCUCUUCUAAAGGAAUUGAUUGUAGGAAGCUUGAGAGGUAUUUAGCACAGAAUGAAGAGGAUGCGCUAACUAGUGCCAUGACCUUAUUUGCUAUCUCGUUGGAGAAAGUUAGAAGCAAAAUGAAGUCUGUUACUAACCAACGAUCUGCUGAGAUUCUGGAGUCUGUUGCGGAGAAUAUACAUACGCAGUUGCAGAAUGCCGAGUUUCAGAUUAAAGCAGACAUGGGAAAGAUAACCAGUCUGAAUAAAUCAAAGAGAAAGCAUGUAGAAGAAGUGCUUCAAGAGAAACAGCAGCAUCUGAAUGCCAUAUACGAAAGAUUCAAAGAAGAGGUCAAUCAGCAUCUCCAGGAUUGCAAGAGCACACUUGAAUCUCUAGAAGCACACGAAGUUGAAGUGAAAGCAACUGUGGAAAAGAGAAAAGCAUCAAGUAGGAAACUACUUUUGGAAGCGGAAGAGGCAAUUGAGACUCAGCUUGAUUAUGCUGAAAGAAGGAUUAAUUCGAUCCACCAUGUGGCAAGAGAGAAGAUGUGUCAGCUGAAACUUGUGGUUGCUGAAUGUUUAAAAGAGGGUGUCCUUGGUUGAUAUAGGGUAUUGUUCAACAAUCUCGAGGUUUCAGAAGACCACCGUUCUAGGCAUAUCUGCCUCUAAUGCGUGGUAAAGAAUAGCUAUUACAUUAUUUCCCAAGGAGUAGAUUUUUUUACUUUCUUUUCAGGGCUUAUGGCGUCUAUUUUUCCUAUAGUUCACUAGUACUUGGAUAGAUGCACUUAUCAACAUUUUCUUUAAGAGACGCACUUUCUCGGAAUCCUUCUGUGUAGCUUGUCGUGACAAGUUUAAAGUUCUCCCGAUUUAUGCUUCUUGGAGGGAACACAGCAAAAUUUCUCGUUGGUUAAGAGAAUAGGCUCCUCAAUUUAGCUAAUGACUCGGACCGAUGGUCAUCGUCCUGUUAUACUUUCACGAGCCAACCAAAGAAAAUGACUUUGGUUCAUGAUCCUUGAAUUAUUCAAUUGAGGUUUGUAUAGAGAGAGAAGGUUAUAUUACGCCUUAUGUACUCAGAAUAGAAGUACUCA